Messenger RNA from Rosa chinensis, 1132 nucleotides. RefSeq lists its product as uncharacterized. Bases 141 to 545 code for a protein of 134 amino acids. Lineage: Eukaryota; Viridiplantae; Streptophyta; Magnoliopsida; Rosales; Rosaceae. The record is from RefSeq and is a predicted model, not a curated record. The transcript has 2 exons.
UCCCAUUCCUAUAAGCUAUAACCACAUUCCCAAAAACCCAACUCUUCUCCCCCUUCUUCUUCUACCUCCUCCUCAACACAUGAGUGAAGGAAGAAGAGGCUCGUCGUCGUCGUUGUUGUUUUCCUCGUUGGGUUUAAGGGAUGGAGAGCCAGGAUCUUUCGCCACCGCACGUGGACGCGUCUCGGCCGUCCUUGGGGUUCCCUCUCGGCACCGCGCUUCUCCUCAUCAUCAUCUUCAGCUUGAGCGGUGUCUUCUCCUGCUGCUACCACUGGGACAAGCUCAGAUCACUCCGCAGGUCUUUCUCCGAAAACUCCACUCCCGAAACCUCCGACGACAUCGAAGGCCAAUCUCCCUCCAAAUCUAAACCCGCCCAUCUGGACUUGAAUCAGAAUCAAAAUCAAAGCGUGCCGGUGAUAAUGCCCGGCGAUCAGAUUCCGAAGUUUAUGGCAUUGCCGUGUCCUCGUGAGCCUCCGAGAGAAGAGAAGAUAGUUGUCAAAGUUCAAAAACCGCCCAAGCCACCUCGAUUUCCUGUACCUCUGUAUUGAGCAAUUUCACUGUGUACAUAGUAAAUGUAAUUAAUAUUAAUUCAAUUAAAUUUUAGCUCACUUAAUCUAUGAAACAGAGAUUUCCACCAUUUGUUGAUGCUUCUUCUGGGAGUUUAUAGCUAGCCAAACAGUUUUCUGAAAGGGGUCUGAAUGGAAGCACAAUCUUUUUUUUUUUUUUUUUUAAGUGAACAAAGCCAGACCAUGUUCAUAAGUUAAUUGUGAUCAAACUCAAAUCGGUCGGUGAAUAAUUAUGGGUGCCAAAUUCAGACACUUGGAUUGCCAUUUGGAGUGACCCUGGAAGGCCAGCUCUGAGAGAAGGGCAUCUGUGGGUAUUUGUUCUUGUUUGAUACCACCUUUGGAUUUUGGAGGAUAGCAAAGUUGAACCGUCGGUGAUUUUUUUUUUUUUUUCCAGAAAAUGAGUUGGAGCAAAGUAAUGAUUUUGCUCUUUCCAAUUUAGGAAAAAAAUAUUGCUAAAUAUUUUAUAACAAGAUUUGUAUUGCAAUUUCUCCUUCUUUCCGUGUCUUUACUUAUCUGGAAUGAUGUAGCGAUGAAUGAAAAUAAAAGGUAUGAGGAUCGAGUACCUACCA